Molecule: messenger RNA, 2170 nt
Organism: Thunnus maccoyii (southern bluefin tuna)
Lineage: Eukaryota; Metazoa; Chordata; Actinopteri; Scombriformes; Scombridae
Gene: hs2st1a
Product: heparan sulfate 2-O-sulfotransferase 1a
Exons: 8
Coding region: 342-1424 (360 amino acids)
Cellular component (GO): membrane
Molecular function (GO): heparan sulfate 2-sulfotransferase activity
Source: RefSeq, a predicted model, not a curated record
GACUGUGGACCAAUAGAAAGCCUCAGCUGUUGGUGGACUGGUGAUGCAUCCAAUGGCCUGAGUGUCAGUAGCAGGCUGUCCGUGGUGCGCUGCUGCUGCUGCUCAACACACUGGCCGGGACAGGACAGACCUACAUGGGGGACGCAGGCGACAGCGGCUGGUACCACCGCUCCUACAAUACGGAGGGACAAAUCCGCACUCUGGAGAAAUCUCUAAGGCUUCACGGUGCUCAGCUAGUGGGAAUUGACUUCAUGAAAUAACCGAGCCGAGCAUGAACACAUCGCAUUUGAGUGUCUCCUCCUAUGAGCAUGGACUGACCACAUCCCUCUCUGGAUGAUUUGAUGGGGCUGCUCAGAGUCAUGAUGCCGCCCAAGUUGCAGCUGCUGGCGCUGCUGGCGUUCGCACUGGCCAUGUUCUUCCUGGAGAACCAGAUCCAGAAGCUGGAGGAGUCCCGGGGAAAGCUUGAACGGGCCAUCGCCAGACACGAGGUACGGGAGAUCGAGCAGCGGCACACGCAGGACGGCCUGCGAGAACGAGACUCGUCGGCGUCGGCGCUGUCCGAGAGCGAAGACGACGUGGUCAUCAUCUACAACCGCGUGCCCAAAACGGCCAGCACUUCCUUCACCAACAUCGCCUAUGACCUGUGCGGGAAGAACCACUACCACGUCCUGCACAUCAACACCACCAAGAACAACCCAGUCAUGUCCAUACAGGACCAGGUACGCUUUGUAAAGAAUGUGACUGAAUGGAGGGAAAUGAAGCCAGCUUUCUACCACGGACACGUCUCCUUCCUGGACUUCACCAAGUUUGGGGUAAAGAGGAAACCCAUCUACAUCAACGUGAUCCGGGACCCCAUUGAAAGGCUGGUGUCCUAUUAUUACUUUUUGCGUUUUGGGGACGACUACCGGCCCGGCUUGAGACGCAGGAAACAAGGAGACAAGAAGACGUUUGAUGAAUGUGUAUCAGCUGGCGGCUCAGACUGCGCCCCUGAGAAGCUCUGGCUCCAGAUUCCCUUUUUCUGUGGUCACUACUCUGAAUGCUGGAACGUGGGCAGCCAGUGGGCCCUGGAGCAGGCUAAAUACAACCUGGUGAACGAGUACAUGCUGGUCGGAGUAACAGAGGAGCUGGAAGACUUUGUCAUGAUGCUGGAGGCCGCACUGCCACGCUUCUUCAAAGGAGCCACUGAGCUGUACAAAACAGGGAAGAAAUCCCACCUGAGGAAGACCAGCGAGAAGAAGCCGCCCACCAAGGAGUCCAUCGCCAAGCUGCAGCAGUCGACCAUCUGGAAAAUGGAGAACGAGUUCUAUGAGUUUGCACUGGAGCAGUUCCAGUUUGUCAGAGCUCAUGCUGUCCGAGAAAAGGACGGAGAACUCUACCUGCUGGCACAAAAUUUCUUCUAUGAGAAAAUUUACCCCAAAAACUAGAGAGACAUACGUCCACAGACGGGUUUGGAGUGUUUUGGAGAAGGACUUUGUACAGACUCUCCCGUCCAAUCUUAGACGAGGAAGGGAAGCAGAAGUGAGAGUAACAGACUACUGCCGACUGUGUGGCUGGUUUGUACGUGUGAUUGAGAACAUAACGUGGAGGUGCAGAGCGAUCCGCCCCUGACGCAGCGUUCAGACUGAUGACAGUUCUGUUAUUCACAUCCGUGCCUGCCAACUGGACGUAGCGCUCGUGUUUCGUCCUCAGCAGUGUCAACAGGUUGUGUUCCCAGCAGCUCCUGGGCCUCCACUCGCUUUCACUUUCAUGUCAAAGGUCAUCCGUGCAGAGGGCCUCUGCCGGCACGUGGCCGGAGACGACCAGGGCCAACGGCUGAUUGGCUCUGCCGUCCUCUGACACAGAUAAAACAUCUUCAUUGGCUAUGUACUGUUUGGUUGUGUUUAGUUGUAUUUUAACUCUUUACUAUCGUUGUCUUUUGUAUGUAAAGACAUUUUCAUGGUGGAACGACAUCCCCACGCCUCACCACCACUACUACUAACUUAAAGAGAUUUUAAGUGUAAGAAACUGACUACUGUGCUGUAUUAUUGGACUUGAAUGAGAACUUUUGAGGUUUUUAUGAAAUAAAAAUCCUGUGGCCAUGGACUAUUUACUUGGGCAAGUGCGUAUGUUUUAUACUGUACUUGAUGUGUUUUUGUUUGAUGAAUCUAAUAAAUGUGCAGCUUUGCCCAGA